This is a messenger RNA of Mytilus californianus (California mussel), 10127 nucleotides long. Its product is annotated as rho GTPase-activating protein 15-like. Gene Ontology annotation, molecular function: protein binding. The record is from RefSeq and is a predicted model, not a curated record. Gene Ontology annotation, biological process: regulation of GTPase activity; signal transduction. The coding region runs from base 450 to 2966 and encodes 838 amino acids. Lineage: Eukaryota; Metazoa; Mollusca; Bivalvia; Mytilida; Mytilidae. The transcript has 17 exons. Gene Ontology annotation, cellular component: cytoplasm.
CAGAUUUGUGGGCGAAGUCAUCGGUCAACUUCCGGAAUAAGAAGUACCUUCUUCCUGAAGAAAAUUUCUGCAAUGUUUUAAUCCAUACUUUGACACUUACAAAUGUAAUCUAGAAAACGACGUUAAUUAAUGGCUGACAUAACAAAGUCAUGUUACUAAAUCUGAUCAAAGUGAGAAACAGGUCUUAAAUAUCUUUCGUACUCACAAUAAACCAACGCAAAGAACAUUUUGUUAGAAAAGAAAAUUUUAAUACAUUGUUAUGCAACUGUCUCUGACCAACCGCUAAGUUUUUUUCUGUAGCAUUUACUCCUGAAGACCAGUCACAUUUGUAACAGGUUGCACACAAUUUUGAAAUAGAGCAUUCUGUAAAGAUACAAAAAAAAAUUGCUACUGAGUACUGUUGAAGUAAAUUUAAAAAACUGUUUGGCAGAUUAGAUAAUUACAACAUCAUGUCUGACCAAGAAUCUGACACUGAUCUAGGCUUUCCAAUUACAAGAUUAAAGGCCUUAUAUGAUUACUCCUAUAAAGAUGACGAUGGUCACAUGAUCACAAUGAAACGAGGGGAUGAAUAUCAUUUGAUAUCUAAAAGUGGUGAUUGGUGGGAGGUUGUUCGAGAUUCUGGGAAUGCAAAUGAGUUAACUUUUUAUGUACCAGCUGCUUAUGUUCAAGUUUUAGAUGAUGAUUACACACAUUCUCCUAGAUCAAACAACUCUAAUGAAUCUUACACUGACAACAACAAUGAGAAAACUGAGCAAAUAAAUAUUAUAAGUGUUACAGGAAGUAAGAAUGUGAAAACAGAUAUGGCGUAUACAGGGUCAUCUGACUAUAUUAACUCAGGUGAAGUAGGAAUAACUUUUGGAAAAGGCAAAUCAAGUUUUAAGAAAAUAUCAGACUCAGGCAUUCCAUCUGCAACCAUUCCAGCUGUUUCUUCAGUGGCGGUACCAUUUAGGAGGAGUUUUUCAGAUGAAGGCGAUUAUGUUAACUUAGAUAAUUAUAGAACAGAAGCUGGCAUACAUGUUACUGAAAAAAAUGAUGGAGAGGCUACAGAUAGUGAUUAUGCAAAUUUUGCACCAAUCCAAUCGAAACACGAGCCACCAUCACCAGACAUUGAAAAAUGUGAUUACAUUAAAACAUUAUUAGAUGUAUGGCAAAUGUUUCAUGACCCCCAAACAAAUAGAUUAUUUUAUAUUAAUAAAGAAACAGAGGAGAGAACAUGGAAACCACCUAGACAUCCAAACAAACAUGAAAGAGCACAACAGAUCCUUACAAACGUUCAUGGACCAUUUACACCACGAGCUAGAGCAGCUAAGUUGGAUGCCAAGGUCAAUAGAACAGGGAUUGGUAUUUUACCAGAAAUCAAUGUAGAUCAAACAUUAACUGACAUUCCAGAAGGAUGGUGCGUGGAAGAAACCAAAGAAGGCACAGUUUAUGCUAAUGAAGAUACAGAAGAACGGUGGAUGAGUAGUAUAAAUACUGAAGGUAAAAGAUACUUCUACAAAGUUGGCAGUACUGAAGUGGCAUGGGAACUACCAAAGACAAACAGAAAAUCCAAUGGGGAUGUGAUAAUGGAGUUACCAAGUCCUCAGGCCAGCCCAUCAUCAUCCAGAUCGAACACGACUGGUAGAUCACCACAGAUUGGACGUUCUUUAAAGGCCAAGUCCAUGUUUAUUGAAAGUAGUGUUAAUUUCCAGCAAGUCAUGCCACAUUUUCCAACAAGCCCCCCACCAAGGGCACAGACUUUGCCAAACAAUUUGAAUACACAAGCUGGUGGUGACUCCAAUGCGGAGAAAACUUCAUACACACCCCAGCAGGAACCUUUUUCAGGAACAGUUAGCAGGGCCAAAAUUUUGGAAAGCAAUAAAAAGGUCAAGAAAAACUGGGUUACUUGUUAUGCUAAAUUAUCUUCAUCUAAUUUGGUAUUCUACAAAGAUAUGAAAUCAGCAAAGAGUGUGCCAGGAUCUCCAUUUGGAAAAUCAGAUUUUAUGAUCCCAUUGCAAGGUUGUCAGGUUUCAAAAGCAACGAAAGAGGUGUCAAGUAAACGCAAUGUCCUUGUUUUGAAUACCAGUCAUGGGGACCAGUACUUAAUACAAGCUGAUGAUGACAAAGCAGCUCAGAAGUUAUAUAUACAGCUGGAAAUAAAAAUCAAUGAGUUCGGCAAUCAACCAAAUGAAGGUAUGACAAAAUUUUCUUUAGGGCCUCCAGAAUCUGAAGAAGAUGAUGACAAACUGAAACGAAAAACUUCAUUUAAGAGACUGUUCCAUUCUAGAACUCCAUCAAAUACUGAUAAUAGUUUAGAAAAGUCACAGACUAAAUGGUUACAGAAAUUUUUCUCUAAACGACCAUCUAAGGAAUUGUUGGAACAGAAAGGAAUUAUUAAAGAUGCUAUGUUUGGUGGUGAAUUAAAGAUAAUUUGUGAUAGAGAGAAAACAAAGAUACCAAAGUUUGUAGUCAAAUGUGUGGCCGCUAUAGAAAAAAGAGGGUUAGAACAUGAUGGUAUAUAUAGAAUUAGUGGUAAUCAGGCUACAAUACAGAAACUUCGAUGUCAGGUGGAUCAAGAUAAAUAUGACCUGGAUUCUAAAGAAUGGGAUGUUUUUACAUUAACCGGUGCUCUCAAACUAUUCUUUAGAGAAUUGAAAGAACCGUUACUAACCUUCAACUUAUUUGAUAAAGCUGUUCCAGCAUUAACAAGAGAAUCAACUGCAGAACGACUGAGGAUUUUCAGAGAUAAUAUACACAAUUUACCUAAAUAUAACUUUGAAACUUUUAAAUGCCUUUGUGCUCAUCUGUUAAAGGUGACAGAAUUAAGUAAAGAAAAUAGGAUGGAAGUACAGAAUAUUGCCAUUGUAUUUGGUCCAACGUUGAUCUGGCCACAACAUGAAAACAAUCACUGUAUAGCCACGAACAUGGUUUACCAAAGUAAAAUUGUUGAAUAUUGUUUAUUAGAAAGUAAGGCUAUCUUCAGGUGAAAGUGGAAAGAUUAAGAGAUAUAUUAUAUUUGAUUGAUAUUCAGGGACAAUCUACAAAGUAUAGAGUAAAUUUGUGUAUGGAAGAGAAAUCUGACCUUUAUAUAGCAUUAUUCAAUGAUGGCGAAGAAGAAAUGUUAUUUGCAGAACCCAAGUUUGUUAUCUGCUUUAAAUUUAUACUGAAGCCUUAUUUUAAUUUAUUAAUGCUUUAAGGUGUUAUUGAAACAGAUACAUAUAAAAGAGAAUAAUCCAGUCAGGAUAAGUACAAGUUGUCAUCUAUGAAAUUAAUGUUGAAAGUACAUUCUUCAGUGAUGUGUUUGUAUGGAAAUUAAAGUUUUGGAUCUAAGGAUUAAUUUGUAAUAUUCGGAAACAAUAACUAGUUCAUAGCAACUAACAAGUAAUACAUUGUGUUUACUGUACCCUGAAUAACCCUGAUUUUUGAGUGUGGACCCUACAUUUUUUCACUGAAAAUUAGGGAAAAUUAUGUUUUCACAGGUAUUAUUCUUGACACAAAUGUUCAACUUGUUCAACCGCUAACCUUAAUUCUGAAAUCAUCAACAGGUAUUGUGUAAAAUCAAGUCGAACAUAUCUGAUCGACAAAAACAGCUUUGACAAAUGGCCGCCAAUCGAAAAUAUAGGUAAAUGGAAAACUGAAUCCAAAUCUGGAAUAGGAUAAGGCUAUUUCAUGGGGUUUCAGAUCAAAUAAUAAUAAAAAAAAAUUGCGAACUAAUGAUCCUAGUUUUUCUCCAGCAGGUAACAGUAAACACACAUAUUUUUUAAUUUUUGGCUUAAGGGUAUUUGUUGAAACUUACAACAUAAAAUUUUAGUGUUUUUUUUAUUGGUUAGUUUAUUGAUUAGUUUUAAGUUUAAGCAGUAUACUGAUAAUUCGAGGAAUGCUGAUGAAAAUGUUCUUUGCUGUUAAUGAGGUUAAGGAAAAGAGUUUAAAGCUUUGCUUUGCCUUACAAUGCUAUAAGUAACAGAUAUAUUCCAUUUUUGCAUACAUUUUUGAUUUUGUGGUAUGCUGGUUCAUUUUUUUCUGAUGGUGCCCAUGUUGAUGGUUUAAUUUUGUUUAUAUAUUUGUUAAUUUUGUUGUUGAAUUUUCUAUGAAUUUUAUCAAUCAUGUUAUAUCAUACAAAGAUAUGUACUAUUGUGUGUGUGUGUGUGCUGCAGUUAUAAGCAGUAUAGGUUAUUUCUUAGUAUGUUUAAAUAGUUGACUUUGAAUUUUUGAUUUUUUCAUACAUAUUCAUAUCAGGAAGAAGUAACACAGACAUGAAUAUAUAUACUGUUUUGGUCGACUAAGACUCAGAAUGUUCUGUUCACACUAUAUAAGAAGUCUCUCUAGACUGUUAAUUUAUUAACCCCAUAGAGUGGAAUUCAAAUUGAAAUAAAACAUAGAAUUUUUUAUCAUGCAAUUUUCAAAAAUUUAAUAUUAUGUUUGGAUCAUGGAUUUUUUUGAGAAAAUAAGGGUACACUCUUUUCUGGCUGCAAAACAAAACAUAUCAACUUACUGUACAUUCCUUUAUAAAAUUGAAGUGUUAGAGUUAUUUUUCCUAAUAUGGGUAGGUUGGAAGAAAAUUGUAUAAACAAAAUAUUUUCUAUUUGUAAAAACAGUUGUAAUAAUAAGACCAAACACAUAAUUUUCUUUAUUGAGAUGAAAAGUCUUACAAAUGACUUGCAUCCCUGUGUCAUAAUUUGCAUAUUUAAUUAAAGAUCUGGACUGGUUGUUUUCUGCUAUUUUAAAAUCCAAGAUGGACAGAAGAUCCCCAAGCUACCUUAAAAAUCUUGUGGAUCUAGUAAAAAGCAGUACAUAUAUUAUUCAUAUGUUUUCAUGUUGAAUAUAGAUGGAAGAUUGCCAGCUAAAAUUUAAACAUCCAUUCAUCUGUGCAAUAUAAAAAAUAAAACUGUCAUGGGUAACAACAAGGGUAAAAUUCUGUACAGCUGUAAAAAGAUUAAAAAAAAGUCAAUGCAGGUAUUAUAUCUUUUGUCUUUCUACCUUUAACUUUCAAGUUUGUGUAGCCUAUGGAGUAAAUUUUGUUUACACCACAGUGCAGAGCAAAUAAAUAUUUAAUUGUGUAUAAGGUUUCCUUCUAAUACUUUUGUACCAUUAAGGAAAGUCAUUUUCAAAAAUAUUAGAAUUAAAUCUAUUGAACCUUGUGAGUAAAUAAUUUUAGAUUUUUGUUAUAUUUUUGAACAGUUAUUUUUUUCUCUUGUAUUUGAUUUAAAACAAAGCAGAUACAUUUUUUCUAGUCUUAAGUUUCAAAUGCUUGUACCUCAAAAACAGGCCCAUGGUCCUAUACAAUAUAACUACUAUUAAAAACUUUCAUGUACUGUACAUUUUCUUUUAAACAAGACAUCAUUUAUAAUAUUUUGAUUUUUAACAAUAAACAUCUGUUAGAUAUAAUGAUAAAGAAGAAAAAAAAACACUAAGGAAAUUUGAAACAUACUAUUUCUUUUCUAAAUGGAUUUUUUUUUUUGGAAAGGCCUUUUAAAUAAUAUAUAUUGCACAUUAAGUGAAAUUUAUACAUGAGCCUUUUCCAAGAAAUUUCUACAGGGAAUUUUUGUUUUUAAAAUUAAUUUUAGGAAACAAAUGCCUGUAGAAGUUAUAUCAUCUAAUAAGUUAAAAAUUUAUGCCCUCCUUUUAAUUUUCUUUAACUAGAUUUCUAUGAUAUUCUGAUAUUAACCUUUGUAUAUCAAUAGAUUCAUGAGUUAAAAAAGAGCUUUCAAAGACUUUUGUAUUUGCAAUUUUACCUCAAUUUAAAAAAAAACAUAAGAUUUUCACACGAGAAAAGGAGGGCAGGUGAAUACAGUUAUGAUAAUGUUGUGUAAAUGUUGCUUUUUUUUAUAAUUUAAUAUAGAAAACUUGAUACAUUUUAAAUGUUUUUAUAUUUACUAAAAGAUCAUGAUUAAUUUUGAAAACACUGCACAUGUGCAUAAUUUAUAAACAGAGUCUUAUACAGCAGAUAUGUGUAUGUCAGAAAAGUUAUCAUUUAUAUAAGUAAAAAUAUAUAUUGUUAUGUUUGGUAAUGUUGCAUUGUGAUACUUGAAUUGUUAAUUUUUUUAAUUACAUAGUUAGGUUAAUUAAAUAUAAAGCAUAUUAAAAGUUGGUGUAAGUGUAAAUAAGUUUUUUUUUGGUGGAUCAAUGGUUCUUACUUAAUUUCCAAACUCCAUUAAUCAUGAAAAUAGUAAGCCCCACCACUUUUGAAAAUCCCAAUUAAAGAAAAAAAUAUUGAAAAGAAAAAAAUAUAUGAAAAUAUAAGAGGACACUGACUAACUUCUAGACUAUUAAAUGGACUUAAUUGAAUUUCUUUUGUGUUUGUCACUUUCAGAAGUUCCUCCCCACUUUUUGGUCUACCUCUAUGGCACUCACUUAAAUUCUGUGUUUGUUUAAUGAUUUGGUUCUGUUUAGUGGUUCAAUGGAUUUAAAUGACUCGCACCAUAAUGCAAAACAUAAAAUAUUUCCUAUCAGAUUUGACAAAACUCUUGCUGUUUCCUAGAUAGUAGACAUUUAAGGGAGCUAAAAAGGAUUGGCAUUACAAUAGUAUUUGUUUUAUCUAAGUAGGAGUUGGAUUUGUUUUAACAUUGCAAAAUCCAGCUUAACUGCUUCCACAUAUUAAGCAUAAUUUAUAAAAUGGCUCAAAUGGGUUCAAAGCCUAAAUAUUUAGUUUUCAUUUCAAGGACUAUUUUUGACAGUGGUAUACAAUUUCCCACCCCCCGACAGUUAGACCUAGUAGUUUCAGUGAGCUGUUGCUCAUAUACACUGUAUUGUGACAAGCCCAAUACUUGUCCUUAAUGAUAAACAGCAUAUCCCUUUAUGAUUAUUUUUUUUAUUACUCAGUAAAAGUAAUGUGAUAUAAUAUGACAUUAUAUUAUACAAAAUAGUUUAAAUGUGACAAACAUACAUAUAGAAUGUCACAUAUAUAAAUAUAUAUAUAUAUAUAUCAUUCCAGUUUUAGAUAAUCAUUCCAGGAUAGAGAAAUAGUUGUGAAAAAAGAAGUAUGUCAUACAAGACUUGAUAUAUAUUGGGUUGUAGUGAGUCUGUCGUAAUAUCAUAUUUAUAACCCAAGCAAAAAAAUCAAAUGGACAACCAUUUUUGGAGGGCAAGUUGGAUUAAAUUUAUAUAACUUACCUAUGUGUGUCUCCAGGAAAAAUAUUUUCAUUUUUUAUCUGAGUACCUAAAUUUUAAAAGAUGAUCCACUGUUUUCACACUCAAAUAAGCUGGAAUAUUUUAAAGAUUGUAGUAUGGAAUCCAUAUCCUAGUACUGCUAGUACUGACCUAGUAGGGAGGCUUUAUACCAUUUCAUUCAUUGGAGUAUGUGAGCUUUCUCAUUAAGGCAGUUUAUUCAUUGAAUGGAACAGAAGUGUAUUGGUAGUAUUAUUGGCCUACACCCCUAUAAUCAUUAUAUGAUUUAAAUGUCACAUUCCAUGAAUACAUUGGAAGAUGUAUUUAUUUAUUGAUAAUAAAAUAUAAAGACAUUCAUUUGUAACUUUUUUUGUCAGGUUUUAUAACCUUCAUAAAAGUAAUGCUUCAAUUUGCUGAUUUUGGAUUACUUCAUUUUGCUAAUUUUAAGACUUCUUUUUGCUUGAAAGUUACAAUUUAUUUUUUAGGGUUACUAAUAUUGUAUUUUAGAUAUGGAUAAAUAAUUUUCUCAGUUUUAAAGUUGAAAUUUAUAACCCGAGUAACAAAAUUGCUGGCCUGCGUUUCACAAAAAAUUUUGAUUGUAAGUCAUGAACAAUUCAGUAUACUUAUCUGUUUUAUUCGUAAGAUUUUUUGUGAAACAGAGGCCAGACAUUAAAUGUUUUUGUCUGUCAUCACUUUGUUUUUCCGAAAGAUAGCUUAUUUUCAUGUCUUGACAAAUCAGAUUUGCCUUGCUCAACUUUUCUUUUCAUAUUCUUUUUAUGAAAUCAAUUUGAAUCUUCUUUUGGGAACAUUGUUUGUUAAUUUUCUUAUACUACUACUGGCUCUGAUCUGUGUACAAAGGUUCUUUCAGAGUUUGUUUCCUGAUGUUUAAUCAUCUGUUCUCAGUAAUUACAUACAUGUGCUUCCUGUACAAGGAAAUAAACAUGACAUUAAAAAGUAGCUAUAAUUGUGUUUUUAUUUGAUUAUAAAGAUUUUCUGUCAACAUUAGGUAUGUAGAGUUGGAGAAGAAUCAAAAUUAUAAAUGAUCUGAGAUGAAUACUGAAUAUUAAUCACAGAUUUUUGUUCACAAUUGUUCUAGUCACAGUUCUCAGUCUUUCAGUAGAAUUGAGAACAGUAUUGGGAAUAAAAACUAAGAAAGAAUACCAUUUUCCAACCCAGAGCCAAGAAGCUCUUUGGUUAAGAUUUCAGACAAUACUGGAAUGACAAAAAUUAAAGAAAUAGGAUUUUGUAUGUACAAACAAUUGUGAUGUGUAAACAAUAAAAUCAAUAUGCAAGAUGAAAACCUUUAGCAAAUUUGGUGAAUCUGCUUUAAUUCUCAUUCUCUUUGAACAUGACAUCUAUUGUUUACAAAAAUACUAAAAGUCUUGGUCACAAAUAAUUUACAUCAUUGAAUUGGGAACUGCUCUUAAAAAAACUCAAAGGAAAAGUUUUCUCUGUGGGAUCAGAUUAGGAACUUUAAAUACUUAAGGGAACACAAUACCUUAAAUUUUAUAAAACUGAUAAUACUUACAGUAUUUCAUCAGUUGAAAUGGUGUUCAUAUGUAAUUAUUUAUAUAUGUUGCAUAUCUUCAUUUCACUGUCUUUUAAUAUUGUUAGUUAAAAUCCCAACAUAGAAAGUAGUGUGUGUAGCAUGAUUGAUCUGCUAUUUGUUCAUUUUAUUUUAUUUAUCCAUGUACGUUUGUCUACUUUGUAUCCCUAAUUCAUUUACAACUUCAUUCAAGAAACUCUUGACAAAUAUUCAGUACCUGACUGCAUUAUGCAUCUAUAUUACUAUUUAAUUGAAUGAUUUUUUGGUUUUCUAAAACAAUAUUGACUGCCAUAGAUACAAAUGUGGUUGAGGGUAUGAAUAUGUGAGCCCUGUUCACAAUUUUUGUAGAUGUUUAUUUAUGUUAAAGUAGUAGACACAUGGAAAGGUUAAGUGAGAAAUCAAACUAUUAUGUUUUGAUUUAUGUCUAUAAUUCUUUAGACAGUUUAAUAAUGGAAUAUUACAGAAGAACUGUCUUCAUGUGAUCAGAAUGUUAAUCUACAACAGUCAACUCUACAAACUUUGAUUUUGAGUAUAAAUUAUAUUAAUUUAUAUGAUUGUACUUGUAUUGAUAUCUACUUGUAAUUUAUUUUCUGUUAGCUGUUAUCAUUAAAAGAUAUGGCCGGACGUAUGGGCUGGAUAGUUAUAAUGAACAACUACAAUGUACUUUUAAAAAAAUGGUUUACUGGUUCUUUCAGAUAAUUAAUACUGUAGAUCAACUAAUUUUUGUGGAUAUUUUUUUCACGUUUAGCCUUUUCUAUUGGACUUGGCAACAAUAUAUUUUCAUCAUGUUCUUACUUUGCGGAUGUACAAAAUGUAUUCAUGUAACAGAAAAUACUAAUUGGCUCCAAUUAAUUUUAGAACGAUGUUUGUACUCUUGAAAGUCACGAAAUAAAUUGCUCACAAAAAUUAGUUGGUUUCCAGUACUGCAGUAAUUAUGAAAUGCUGACUUGAUUAAAUGUUUCAUUAGUAUUAUAAAAGAACAUAUCAUGUUAAACAUUCCAUAAGAGGAGAGGAUGAUUUAUUUUUCUUGAUAAGGAGUUGGUCAAGUUUUGGGUUUGAAGAUAAUGAGUAUGACUAUGUUUUUCAAGUUAUGCCAGAUAUAAAAAGUAAUAUUGAAAUUUCUAUCUUUUCAAAAUUUUUACAUAAAUAACAUUUGACUUGUAUCAGCAGGCUACCUAUGCAUUUAGUGACAUAUAUUUCCAAAGUGUACAUGAAUCAUCUCACUAUUGUACCCGGAUUGUCAUAUAUUAGAUUCAAAAAGAGUAUUUGUAAUGUAUGACCAUAUAAUUAGAUAUAUAUUGUAGACAUAUGUGUUUCUUUUCCAAGACAAACUCUCAUUCGGAAAAUUUAUCAUACCUGUACAAGUACAGCUUUCAUAUUCCAGUAUUGUUAAUAUGUUGAUCCUGACAGAUUUUAGUGUAUAUUAAUUUUAAUUUGAAUAAAUAAUGAAUUUAAACAAGAUUAUUAUGUAUAUAAAUAUAAAAAUAACAAAACAUAA